GACCGAGAGGUUCAUUUUAAAUAUUCAAAUGUUUCCUCCAGCCAAGCGUAAAAAUAAAUCCUAUUUCAGUGGUUAAUCCCCCCUCUUCCCAGUCACUUCCUGCACCACGCCAGCGGGUGGUCAGACGUACAGUAUACACUACACACUACACACUACACACAGUCGCCUCCAGAGGCCGUCCAAGCAAUUUUUAUGCUUCCUUCUGGAAACGAGGGCCAGGAGAGAUGAGGAGGGGGUGGGACAGGGCGCCAGGGGUCCUGUGCUUGGCUCUGUCCUGGGCGGCGCUGUGUCGGAGCUGGGAGCCGGCGGACGCAGAGGCGUUCGGGCCGCAGAGCGCGCUGUCGGACGUGGAGUUUGCCGUCGCCGCCUCCUACCGCGGGCCUGGGAACAACGACACCCGGGGCAACAGGGAGCUGCCCAUCCUGCUGUGGUGGAGCGCAGGGCUGUUCCCCCACUUCCCCGGCGACACCGAGCGCGUCGACUGCGCCCGCUCCUCCUGCCUCGUGACCCGCCAGCGCAAGGUGCAGCUGCAGCGGCGCACCGCCGCCAUCAUCUUCUACGGCACCGACUUCCGGGCCUACGAGGCGCCCCUGCCCCGGUUGCCCCACCAGACGUGGGCGCUGUUCCACGAGGAGUCGCCCAUGAACAACUAUGUCCUGUCCCACGCGCCCGCCAUCCGCCUCUUCAACUACACUGCCACCUUCAGGCGGGAGUCGGAUUACCCCCUGACCCUGCAGUGGCUGCCCUCUCUGGAGUACCUGCUCCAGCCGCCCGCCGUCUCCCUGCAGGAGAAGAACCGCUGGCGCCGGGCCGGCUUGGCGCCGGUCCUGUACAUGCAGUCCCACUGUGAUGUGCCCUCUGACCGGGAUCGCUAUGUCCGGGAGCUCAUGAAGUACAUUGAGGUCGAUUCCUAUGGGAAGUGCUUGAACAACAGGCAGCUGCCGGAGCGCUUGGAGAACACGGAGACGGCGACGGGCGAGGACAGCGAGUUCAUGAGCUUCGUGUCGCGGUACAAGUUCCACCUGGCCCUGGAGAACGGGAUCUGCCCCGACUACAUGACGGAGAAGCUCUGGCGGCCCCUGCACUUGGGCUGCGUGCCGGUGUACCGUGGCUCGGCCUCGGCGUCCGACUGGCUGCCCAGCCCGCGCUCCGCCGUGCUCGUGGACGAUUUCCCCUCGCCCCGCGCCCUGGCGGACUUCCUGCGGCAGCUGGACGCCGACGACGCCGCGUACGCCCGCUUCCUGGAGUUCAAGCGUCCCGGCGGGGUCGUCAACGGGCCCCUGCGGGAGGCCCUGCGCGCCCGCGAGUGGGGGGUCAACGACAUGACCAAGCCCAACUACCUCAACGGCUUCGAGUGCUUCGUGUGCGACCGGGAGAACGAGCGUCUGGCCGCCCAGCGCGCCCACCGCCGCGCCCCCGCCAGUGUCCCGCCCCCCCCGCCCCGCAUCGCCAGAAACUCCCACAUGGGCUGCCCCCUGCCCGCCCCCGGCUAUGGCCAACCGGAGGACAUCCCCCAGAAUGACAGCUGGGCGCAGAUGUGGCCGCAGGACUACUGGCAAAGCCUGGACCAGGCAGAGGGCUUGGAGUCUCUGAUCCUCCACAAUGAGUCGGACCCCUCGCUCCUGUGGCACCACAUCCACCAGCUGGCGGUGCGGAGGGCGGGGCACCACUGAGGGUCCCCUCGUCCCUGCAGAACACCCACACUGGAUUGCCAACCGGAGCGAGAAGGGGGGACACAAUGAGGUCUUUUCAGAACUUGACCAACUUCGUUACCAGCCUGAUUAUGCUGUCCUGCUUCCAGCCAGAGAUCUGU
Messenger RNA from Lepisosteus oculatus (spotted gar), 1813 nucleotides. RefSeq names its product fucosyltransferase 11 (alpha (1,3) fucosyltransferase) (gene pofut4). The record is from RefSeq and is a predicted model, not a curated record. Gene Ontology annotation, cellular component: Golgi membrane. Gene Ontology annotation, molecular function: alpha-(1->3)-fucosyltransferase activity. NCBI's taxonomy places the organism in Eukaryota, Metazoa, Chordata, Actinopteri, Semionotiformes, Lepisosteidae.